Vespula vulgaris is the source of this 1058-nucleotide messenger RNA. RefSeq lists its product as uncharacterized. The transcript has 6 exons. Lineage: Eukaryota; Metazoa; Arthropoda; Insecta; Hymenoptera; Vespidae. The record is from RefSeq and is a predicted model, not a curated record. The coding region runs from base 1 to 945 and encodes 314 amino acids. Gene Ontology annotation, molecular function: odorant binding.
AUGAGCCAUAUCUCCGUGGUAUUGUUGAUUUUUAGAAAGGAUGAGGAAAUGUCAAUUAAACUAGAAACAAUCUCAUUAGUCUUUCAUAUAAGUUCAAAUAAUAUUAUAAUUGACAAUGACUGUUUAUAUAAGGAGUUUUACAGAUCAGAAUAUAUAUUAUGGGUCACAAACGCAUUUCAAUCAGUAGAUGGCAAAAUGAAGUUUUGUUUUCCAGUUUUAUUUGCUCUUAUUUUGAUAUCAUGUCUUCAUCUUGGUGUAGCACUAAGAUGUCAGUCAAUUAAUCAACAAACUGAUCAGUUUGAAAAAAUCUUAAAAACUUGUAGAAAACGAAAUUUAGGACAUAAUAAUUAUGAUGCUGAUUAUUCUUCAAAUGAAAGUAAUGAAUCAGAAGAUUCUUCUGACUCAAAUGAAGAUAGUUUUGAUAACAAAUUUCUUAUAAGAAAUAAUAGUAGAUAUUAUACUAAUGAUUUUUUAAAUGAGCAAAAUAAUAGAAACAAUAAAGCUCAUCAAUCUACAAGAAAUGGUAAUCCCCUAUCUUUUGGUUCUAAUAAUGUCAAUGAAAGAUUGAAAAAUGUAGAUUACUAUGAUACAAAUAAUUGGGGAAUGACAAAUUCUAACUGGGAAAAUAUGAGAAAUACUGGAAGUAAUCACAAUUAUCAAGAGAAUCAUAACCAAAAACAAAAUGACUCUUGUAUUAUUCAAUGUUUUUUCAACGAAUUAAAUAUCAUUGAUCAAAGAGGUUUUCCAAUACGAGAAUCUAUGAUACGUGUAAUGACAGAAAGAAUCCAGGAUCCCGAAUUACGUGACUUUAUAGAAGAAUCCAUUAUAAAAUGUUUCCAGUUUCUUAAUUCUGUGAAUAGAAUGGAAAAAUGUGAAUAUUCACAAAAUUUACUUACCUGUUUAAUAGGAAAAGGCAAAGAACAAUGUGAAGAUUGGAACAUAUAAUUGAUUUUCACCAUCUUUAGAUUUUAGAAUUUGCACCAAUUUCUUCAAUAUACAAUAUUAUUGUAAUAAUUAUUAAAAGCAAAAAAAAAUGAUAAACAUAUUUUUAGAAAAUU